UCUUUUUAUGGUUAUUCUUUGACCAAAUAGCCCUUUUCUUUUGCAUUUGUUCCACACUCAUUUGACAUAACAUGGCUCAAGAAACUCUGAGAAGAGGGUAAAACGGGGAAUAUAUUUUAAAGAUACGUGAUAAAAUGGUCAGAUUAACAUAAUUUAACUUUUCCCGUUGCAUAUAUAAGCCGUCAGUUAUCUGCCAAUACCUCAGGGUUGCAAAUUUUAUUUUAUUUUAUAUAGCAAAGUAAGAAAACGACAUGAAGAAAACUGGAAUCCUCGCUGCUUCCAUCUCUGCGGCAGCUUCCGCCACCAUGAACACCACCGUAUCCUUGUCUUUGCCGGAAUCUAACCUUUCCCGUCAGGAUUCAAAGGAGAAACAGAGGAAGAAGAAAAAGGGUUCUGAAGAAGGGGGAGAUAAAAAGUUUGGUCCAAGGUUUGAUGGGUUAAGGUUCAUUGAGACCCUUGUUACUGCUCACCGAUAACCAAAGCAUUCUUCUCAUUUGACAAAGUUUGAUAUAGUUUCUACGAUUUACCAACAACAAUUGUUGAUUUUAAUGUUUAAGCUUUUUUUGUUUUAUAGUAAUUUUGGGUUGAAGUGUAACGCAACAUGUUAUGACAUGUCAUGUUAUACGAGAUU
Messenger RNA from Brassica oleracea var. oleracea, 631 nucleotides. RefSeq lists its product as uncharacterized. The record is from RefSeq and is a predicted model, not a curated record. The coding region runs from base 252 to 476 and encodes 74 amino acids. The transcript has 2 exons. NCBI's taxonomy places the organism in Eukaryota, Viridiplantae, Streptophyta, Magnoliopsida, Brassicales, Brassicaceae.